UACUACAUCCCACAUACCCACUCAUUCGUUCCCCCUUCAUCAAAAUGGAUUUCGAGGAAGAUAUCGAGUCAAUUCUGUACAUCGCUCGUGAGAUCUCUGUAUACAAAAUACCGCCCUUGAAAGCCAACGAAGGACAUCGUGCCAACGAAUGGGGGGAUCUUGCCAAACCGCUCUGGAAAGGUCGCCUCCGAAUCAUAGAGACCUCCAAGGGCGUAAGUUUGCAGUUCGAGGAUGCACAAACUGGUGAAGUUGCAGAAUACCAUCCUACGCGGCCCUCCGUCGAGGCUGUCCUAGAUUCUUCUCGAUAUUUCGUUGUGCGCGUCGAGGACGAAGGGAAGAAGGCCUAUAUUGGCAUUGGCUUUGCCGAACGCACAGAUAGCUUCGACUUUAAUGUCGCUUUGCAGGACUACGAAAAGCGUUACAAAGCAAGCCUUAGCCCUCCUUCGACAUCGAGCGAUUCCCCCUCUCCUCACCUGCCCGCAGGGCCAAAGAAGGAUUACAGCCUCAAGGAAGGACAAACAUUCUCCAUCGCAAUCCCUGGCCGCGCUAAAGCCGCCCUUGGAGAGAACCUGUUUGGUUUGGAAACAGGUUCAUCUGAAAGUAGUACGACGGGGAGUGGUGGAGGCGGAGGCGGGUUCCCACUAUUGCCACCGCCUCCAAGCGCAUCUAAACGGAAAUGAGUGAGGCAAAGGAGUGUCUGAAAUGGGAUUCCCGGUAGAACUUGCGGAUGCCCAGCGGUGGUCCUCAUCUUUUUAUAGGACAUGGGGUAGGACUUCUAAGUCUUAGUUCUGAUGUAAAGAUACAGUAUCCGUCACGUGACCGUUGUAUAUAAUCACUUGCCGGGAAUGUUCGUCAUCCCUUCCA
Molecule: messenger RNA, 864 nt
Organism: Laccaria bicolor S238N-H82
Lineage: Eukaryota; Fungi; Basidiomycota; Agaricomycetes; Agaricales; Hydnangiaceae
Exons: 5
Coding region: 45-680 (211 amino acids)
Biological process (GO): endocytosis
Cellular component (GO): membrane; clathrin vesicle coat
Source: RefSeq, a predicted model, not a curated record